This is a messenger RNA of Triticum aestivum (bread wheat), 862 nucleotides long. Its product is annotated as protein FAR1-RELATED SEQUENCE 8. The coding region runs from base 92 to 862 and encodes 256 amino acids. The transcript is spliced from 4 exons. The record is from RefSeq and is a predicted model, not a curated record. NCBI's taxonomy places the organism in Eukaryota, Viridiplantae, Streptophyta, Magnoliopsida, Poales, Poaceae.
AAGCACCCCCCGUGACUUAAAGCGGUACAGCUACUGCGUGACGCUUGCGUCUUCUUCCCUAGCUCACCAGCACAAAGGAAAGAGGCCGAAGAUGGGAGAGAGAGGAAGAGAUACAGUCUCCACGCACAAGCAACAUUGCGCUGUCGAGGGAACUGCGUGUUUUCCUAUGGCGGAGAACGGCGGCGCAGGGCAGUCGCAGCACGCCGACGACCUCAAAAGUGCGCCGAACGCAGACCCUGGGUUAGAUCGGAAUGAACCACAACCAUGUAGCCAGAGCACACCCGUGGCUCAGAACAUCGAUGGGGGUCGUAAGAACGAUGAGAACGACAGCAAUCCAGCGGAAGGGGUCGAACCAACCAUCAACGUCGAAGCGGAGGAGGACGAAGAGGGAUGGACAAGACGGCAAAGGAACCGAGACGGGAGGUCAUUCAGAGUAGCAGCAGAGGGAAGCCUUGGUGCGAUAGAGCGGGCGAUGGAAGAUGCGGUCAAACUCGGAAAGAAAGUCGUGUUCGAACCAGCUGUGGGCAUGACCUUCAAUUCUGAGCAGGAGGCUUAUGAAUUUUACAACGCAUACUCGUGGGAACUAGGGUUCGGCAUCAAGCGUGGGAACAAGUAUGUCAACGGCAACAAUUACAAAUCUAAACAAGAUUUGCUGUGCUCGUGUGAGGGCAAAGACAGUAAGCAAUUCUCAAGAUCUUCCAGGACACAGUGCCGCGCCAUGGUCAGACUGCUGCGGACUCAAGACGACGGUUGGUAUUAUGCCACAGUUGUGUUGGAGCACAAUCACAGAAUGGCUGAAACAAUAGGAGAAAGGAAAUUUGGAAGUGCCACAACCACAUUGAUUCAUCAAUCAAAGAUUUAG